Molecule: messenger RNA, 2103 nt
Organism: Ficedula albicollis (Collared flycatcher)
Lineage: Eukaryota; Metazoa; Chordata; Aves; Passeriformes; Muscicapidae
Gene: PTAR1
Product: protein prenyltransferase alpha subunit repeat containing 1
Exons: 7
Coding region: 1-1230 (409 amino acids)
Biological process (GO): protein prenylation
Cellular component (GO): cytoplasm
Molecular function (GO): protein prenyltransferase activity
Source: RefSeq, a predicted model, not a curated record
AUGUGGCAAGAUGAAAUUGGAUUAAUACCCUGUCCUGAAGCCAGAUAUAACCGAAGCCCUAUUGUCCUAGUGGAAAACAAGCUUGGUGUGGAGAGCUGGUGUGUGAAGUUUCUUUUGCCAUAUGUCCACAAUAAACUUCUUCUCUACAGACAGAGAAAACAGUGGCUGAACAAGGAUGAGCUGAUAGAUGUCACGUGUACCCUGCUACUGUUGAACCCUGACUUCACCACUGCUUGGAAUGUGAGGAAAGAAUUAAUACUGUCCGGUACUUUAAAUCCACUUAAAGAUUUGCAUCUUGGAAAACUGGCAUUAACCAAGUUUCCAAAGAGUCCAGAAACAUGGAUUCAUAGACGAUGGGUGCUGCAACAACUAAUUCAGGAAAACUCCUUGCCCAGUCUUGCAACCAAAGGAAACUUGGGAGCAGCACCUGUGGAGAGAAUUCACCGAUUAGUGCAGGAGGAAAUGAAUGUCUGCUCUGAAGCUGCUGGGAGAUACCCAAGCAACUACAAUGCCUGGUCCCAUCGCAUCUGGGUUUUACAGCAUUUGGCAAAGCUCACUGUCAAGGUUCUCCUCGAUGAACUUUCAUCCACUAAAUAUUGGGUAUCCAUGCAUGUCUCAGACCACAGUGGGUUUCAUUACCGCCAGUUCUUACUCAAUUCCUUGAUACACAGAACGGUGACUGACAACAACAUACCGGUACAAAGUCAAAUGGUAAAUGAGCAAAACCCGAGCCUUCAGAAGGAGGAAGAGAGUGCAGGGACAGAAGCUGCAUGUGCAGAGGAUCAAAGCAUAGAUCUCCCCCGCCGUUUAGAUGAAGAGAUGGAACUCUGCAGUGAACUGAUUGAUAAUUACCCAGGGCAUGAAACCUUGUGGUGUCAUAGAAGGUGUGUAUUCUACCUUCAACAGCACUUAAGCAACAAACUUCCUCUCCUGAGUGCAGUGGUAUCAUCUGUGGACAGCAGUGAUGAAAGUCUGAAUAAUUCCCACCAUAGUCCUGCAACAAGUCACAUGUCUCAAGCUAUGGAUGUUGAUGGUUUGAAUGAAUCCAGCAGCAAACAAGGUUAUACCCAAGAAACAAAACGCCUGAAGCGUGCUCCUGUGCAGGACUCUCUUGGUCCAGAAAUGGAAUACCGGUUUGUUGAUAAAGUAUUAUCGACUUGUAGGGAUGUGGACCAAGCCAGGUUUGCUACUGCUUAUAGAAAAUGGUUAGUUACUUUUUUAGGUCAGUGAAGGAGGUGUUUAGAGCUUUCAGGGUUCUUCUCUUAGUGCAAUAUUCUCUUUUCAGACACAAUGCAUGUCUUGGUUGCAAGUGUUAGCUAACCCUGAGUUUCUCUCUCUUUUGAUGGUCAGUCCUAAAGCUAAAUUUCAGAGUAGAAGUCUGUCACUUUAUUAAAGAACUGGCAUAUGUUUUUAUUAAGCAAAUGCAGUUUGUUACUUAAUCUGUGUAAGAAAUCACUCUUAUCAGCUUCCUACUAUGAUAUUUUCUUUUUUUUUACUUCUGCAUUAAGGUGGACUGAAUCAUUUGACUUAAAAAAAAUGGAGGUAAAAUAAAAAGUUUGAAAUGCUUGUGCAACAGAGUGUCUGAAAAAAGAAUGGGAGAAUCUGUCAUAUCAGCUAAACCAGUUCCCAGUUUGUUCCUGUGUAGCAUCAUGCUAAUACCUUAUUGGAUCCAGACUAUAUUCACUGACUGCUAUUAUUUUUGUAUAGCAGUCUUUGGUAGAACACCAGAAUACAGUGUUUCUUUCUGAAGGCUCCAGUAACAGUUUUGGAGCUGUCAUGCCUUUUACUGUUUUAACUGGGUUUUUGUUUGCUUAUUAAUUGUCAUGUUAACUUGAUAGGAAGGUCUAUAAGGUUGAAAUCUUGAUAAGCAGAUACAGGAAAAUGUGGCAGAAGAUAGUGCAAACACGUGUUCACCCACAGUCAGAGCUGUAUUUGGAAAUAGUUUUCUUAAAACAGACCACUUUCAUUUCUUACUUGGUGUUUAUUUAUUUAUUUCAUCUCAGCAAUCCUGAAUUAAUCACACUUGAUACACAUUUUUGAAUGUCUUAUUUACACUACAGAUUCUCACCAUGCUAAAUCACACAUUGGUAACUUGUACUUAAC